Molecule: messenger RNA, 381 nt
Organism: Cyclocybe aegerita
Lineage: Eukaryota; Fungi; Basidiomycota; Agaricomycetes; Agaricales; Hemipholiotaceae
Source: the annotation of a GenBank genome assembly
AUGAAAAAGCGCAUGUGGAGCGAGUCUGCUCAGUAUCUCUACAUCCCAGACGAUAUCACUCAGCCCGUCCGCAACACUCCUACACGCAUUUCCGAGGUGCGAAAGCUCAUCGGGUUCACGAGCGACAAUCAGACGCUGUGCAACGAAUACUUAUGGUCAGAAAAUCGGAUUCAUAUGUAUUACAGCCGUCCCGGUGCACCGUCGAAUCGUGAGUUCCUCACGUACAAAGCCACCAUGGACAACAACGGCAACAGCACUCGCCCACACAACAAACGCGCUGCCGAACUCCUCUCUCGCCCUAUUACGCACGGGCCCACCCUCGUUGCGAAGAUAAUCAUGGCGGGCGACGAGUCGCCAACCAGGGAGGAGAGACGCCAAUGA